AUGGUGCCUCUCCUUGCAGUAGCGUUACUACUUGCGGCUGGAAUAUCGCCCACACUGGCGCAGUACAAGUGUGCCAACAUCAAUGUUGCAUUGGAUAAGCGCGACGCCAUAGUUCAUCCUGCUUACUACAAGCGACGGGGUGCGCCCAAGCCCGUGGAUGUCUAUUUCCAUGUUACCAGCAUGGAAGCGCACAAGGAUCGUAUCACGGACACGAUCGUUGACGCCCAGUUCAAAGUUAUGCAAUCGACUUACCAACGUCACGGCUUUGAACUUAACCUUGUUAACGUCUCGCGAAUUGUCGACGAUGUGGCAGGCAAGGGCUUCUAUGAUGAAGAUCACGUCAUAACUGACCAAGAGGCCUACAUGAGCUGGCGUCGUGCCACUCGCCGUGGUGGAUACGACGCCCUCAACGUCUACUUUUUCUCGGAUCUAAGCGAGCUUAUCGGCGGUCAAUGCAACUUGCCCACGAAUGUGACCGCGGGUACCGACGCAUUCUACCAGGACGGCUGCUGGAUCAACGGGGACACUAUGCCGGGCUUAGGACCGAGGAGCGCCAACGGCACGGGUAUGUCUUCAGAGGGGCACAUUGGGGUUCACGAGGUCGGCCAUUGGUUCGGCCUGGUCCAUACUUUCGAGGGAGAUCCUUGUAACGAAGUCAACGACGGAGUCGCCGACACGCCGACAAUUGCAUAUCCCAGCUGGGGUUGUCCCAUUGGUAGAGAUUCUUGCCCUGACUUACCAGGUCUUGAUGCCAUCCAUAACUUCAUGGAUUACUCGAGCUGCAUGAAGGAAUUUACCGUCGGCCAGGAAGUGCGCAUGCAUCAGCAGUUUGACAUGUUCAGAAGAAAGCCUUGA
Molecule: messenger RNA, 855 nt
Organism: Colletotrichum higginsianum IMI 349063
Lineage: Eukaryota; Fungi; Ascomycota; Sordariomycetes; Glomerellales; Glomerellaceae
Product: Metalloprotease 1
Exons: 3
Coding region: 1-855 (284 amino acids)
Molecular function (GO): metallopeptidase activity
Source: RefSeq, a predicted model, not a curated record